CAAAUGAUGUGCCGGGGCCUCAUGGUUCUCAUCCUCGGAAGCAUCACCAUGGCAACAGGAGACAGUUUCAUUCACAGGACACCAGCACCGCAAACACUUUAGCUGCACAACUCUAUCAGAUGCACCAACGAAUUAGCAAAAGCAUUAAACAAGAUAGUAACAGUAGCAAGACCGCAUCAUCGACGCAGACAGAAUCAUCGCACAGAAGAGAGAAGCGGUUUGUAUCCCUCACACGCCACGUAGAGUUGAUGGUGGUGGCUGAUAGUAAGAUGCUGAACCACCAUGGCGCCAACCUGGAGCAUUAUCUACUCACGCUAGUUGCCUUGGUAAAUAAAAUAUUCAAAGAUCCCAGUAUAGGAAACGACAUCAACAUAGUGCUAGUUAAGCUGCUGGUUCUACGUAGAGAGGAGGAGAAUUUGUCCAUCACCUCAGACGCUCCCCAGACGCUGCGUAAUUUCUGUGCCUGGCAGCAGGACCAAAACCAGAAGGAGGAAAGUCAUCCUCAUCACUACGACACCGCUGUGCUCAUCACAAAGGAGGACAUUUGCAGGUCUGCCUUUGAUUGUGACACUCUAGGUUUGGCUGAGCUGGGUACAAUGUGCGAUCCAUUCCGUAGCUGUUCCAUAGUGCAAGAUAACGGACUAAGUGCUGCAUUCACCAUGGCCCAUGAAGUGGGGCAUGUUUUCAAUCUACCUCAUGACGACAACACCAGAUGCCAGGAGUUUUCCGAGAACUUGUCGGGCAAGUACGGCGUGAUGGCCCCGACGCUCAACUACCAGAUCAACCCCUGGACCUGGUCCCUCUGUAGCAAGAACAAGAUCACAGACUACCUCGACAUGGGAUACGGACAGUGUUUACUAGACUCCCCAACAGACGCCCAGAUCUUGCCCAGUUACCAACCCGGCGAAGUCUACAACGUCACCAAGCAGUGUGAGCUGGUAUUCGGCGAGGGAUCAACGGUCUGUCCAAUCAUGAAAACUUGCAAUAGGUUAUGGUGCACCGGUUCGUCGCAAGGCUCACGACGUGGGUGUCGAACCCAGCACAUGCCCUGGGCAGACGGCACACCCUGCGGUCACAACAAGUGGUGUGAUCGAGGCAAGUGCAUCUCCCGUCGCCAUCACAGCCUAGCCUCCGUUGAUGGCGGCUGGGGUAAGUGGGAGCCUUACGGGCAGUGUUCCAGGACUUGUGGAGGAGGGGUCAGGCAAGCCAUCCGUCAGUGCACCCAGCCUGUCCCCCAGAAUGGCGGCAAGUACUGUAUAGGCAGGAGAGCACGCUUUGGAUCCUGUAAUUCAAGGCCGUGUCCAGAUGGCAGUAUACCAUUCAGGGAAGAGCAGUGCGCCGCUUACAACGGCAACAACUUCAACAUCCAGGGUGUGCCCCGGGACGUCCGAUGGGUUGCCAAGUAUACCGGUGUCCAGAUAAAGGAUCAGUGCAGUCUCUUCUGCCGCGUGGAGGGGAGCAUCGCCUUCUACAAACUGGCCAAGAAAGUGGUGGAUGGCACGCCUUGCGGACCGGACACCAGUGACAUAUGUGUGCAAGGUCAAUGCUGGCAAGCUGGCUGUGACCAUAUCUUGGGUUCCAAGACGACGAGAGAUGACUGUGGGGUCUGUGGAGGAGACCACCAGGCAUGCACGACCAUCACCGACACCUACAAUGAGGCACACUAUGGUUACAACAAAGUGGUAGAGAUUCCUGCAGGCUCCACCAAGUUGGACAUCCAGCAGCGCAGCCCUCCGGGUGCACCAGAAGAUGACAACUACCUUGCCAUAAAGAACACCAACGGAGAGUUUCUACUCAACGGUCACUUCGUGGUCAGCAUGUUCCAGCGAGAGAUCAAGAUCGGCAACGUUGUGAUGAAAUACAGCGGCUCCAAUAACUCCACAGAGAAGAUCACGUGCUAUGAGAAGAUUACCUCCAGCAUCACCAUCUAUGUCCUUUCCGUCGGUAACGUCGUACCACCAGACAUCUUGUACUCCUACAACAUUCCUAUUCCUGGCAAGGAUAUCUAUGUCUGGGAUAUGUACGGACCAUGGGGAUCCUGCAAUAAGAUGUGUAAAGGUGAGAAAGAACAGGGCCUACGUUGUUUGAGACAGAGCGAUCGCCUACAAGUCAAGGACAGUCAUUGCCGUGGAGGGCGCCCUGAUCCGUUCACGUCAAAAUGCAAUACAGGAUGCGAAUUGCGCUGGGUGAUUACUGCCGAGAGUGACUGCUCAGCGACCUGCGGGCGCGGUCGACGUACACGGCGCGUCCAGUGCAAGAAGUCAGGCGGACGGCGACGGAUCAGCAUGGUGGUAGCUGACGCCAACUGCAACGAUCAAGCCAGACCGGCCGAGGUGGUGGAGUGUGGCAGUGAAUGCGAAGCGGCUCACUGGGAGUAUUCGGCUUGGUCUCAGUGUUCCAGAUCUUGUAACAGCGGUACCCGUCGGCGCAGUGCCUCAUGCCGUGACUCCAGUGGCUACUACACCCAGGACAGUAACUGUGACAGCUCUACCAAGCUGGUUGUAGAGAGAUGUAACACACAGGCUUGCCCAAUUUGGGCUGCAGAGUCAUGGAGUGAGUGUUCAGUGACCUGUGGCAGCGGUGAAAUGCAGCGGUCCGUCAGAUGUUACCAAGGCAACCAGAUAGUAGACUUGACUCAGUGUGACCUGACUAUGAUGCCAGAAACCGCAACGCCAUGUCAGAUGGAGGAAUGCGCAGUCUGGCACCAGGGAGAAUGGGGACCAUGUUCAGCCACUUGUGGCCAGGGUUCCAUGCAGAGGCUAGUCAGCUGCAUGGUAGGAGACCAGCAAACCGAGGUCACUCGAUGUGACCUCAGCCUGAUGCCGGAUACUACUAGGUCAUGUCAGGCCGCCGAUUGUCCAUUCUGGCAUCAGGGAGAAUGGAACUCGUGUUCCGUUUCCUGUGGCCAAGGGGAGAAGCUACGAUUGGUCAGCUGUUACCAAGGCAACUACGUCGUCGACUCCAGUCGUUGUGAUCGCAGCCAGAUGCCAGAGUCGAUGGUACCCUGCGAUGCGGGCGAGUGUGCAAAAUGGCUGGCGAGUGACUGGGGACCAUGCUCUGUGACCUGUGGUCAUGGCGAGAGACAGAGGCGAGUCAGUUGUUUCCAAGGCAACCAGAAAGUAGACGUCAGUCACUGUGUUUUGGAUGAGAAACCAGAGUCGGUGUCACCGUGUCGGAUGGAGGCGUGUGCUGCAUGGCAACACGGUGAAUGGGAAGAGUGUUCAGUCACCUGUGGUCAAGGGACCCAACUGCGGAAGGUCAGCUGUUACCGUGGUAACCAGGUUGUGCAUGAUAACGAGUGCAGCCAGACCUCGGCUCCGACCACUAGGGUGUGUCACAUGAUAGACUGUGCCAUCUGGAAACAUGGCGAUUGGGGAGAGUGUUCUGGAACAUGCGGCGAAGGAGAGAAGCAGAGAUUUGUCGGCUGUUACCAAGGCAACCGAGAGGUUGAGGCACACCAGUGUGACCAGGCCAGCAAGCCCGACAGCGUGACAUCGUGUGAGAUGGCUGAAUGCCCGUUGUGGCACCAGGGAGAAUGGGGACCGUGUUCGGCAAGUUGUGGUGAUGGGGAGCAGCAGCGAGCUGUUGCCUGUUACCAAGGUGACCAUGUGGUAGACAUCAGCCAGUGUGACCUGACCCUCAUGCCAGAAAGCGUGACGUCAUGUAAGCUCACGGAAUGUGCUUACUGGCAGCACGGACAAUGGGGGCCGUGUUCAGUCACCUGUGACGAAGGCGAGAAACGGAGGUCAGUCAACUGUUACCAAGACAACCAGAUAGUUGACGCCAGCCAGUGCGAUGCGUCUAUAUUGCCAGAUACUGUGAUGGUGUGUCAGAUGGUGGAAUGCCCUGCCUGGAAAGGAGAGGACUGGGAUCCGUGUUCGGUAACCUGUGGCCAGGGAACGCGACAACGAACCGUCAACUGUUACCAAGGCAACCUGAAGGUCGACAUCAACCUGUGUGACCCCACCAUGAUGCUGGAGACAACCCUGCCAUGUGAGUUGAUUGAGUGCACAGACUGGUACCAGGGAGAGUGGGGACCGUGCUCGGUGUCCUGCGGUUCCGGUGAGAUGCAGCGUAGGGUCAGCUGUUCCCAAGGCGGCCGGAAUGUGGACAUGGUCAACUGUGACCUGACCUCAAUGCCGGAGACGGUCACGGGUUGCCAGAAGCCAGAAUGCCCUGAAUGGCAGGCAGGCCAGUGGGGACAGUGUUCCACAACCUGUGGGCAAGGGAUGAUGCAGCGCCAGGUGGACUGUUACCAAGGCAACAGCAUCGUUGACCUCAGCCAGUGUGACCUGACCCUGAUGCCAGCUAGCUCCAGAGAUUGUGAGCCGGGACAGUGUCCAGUAUGGCGGCACGGCUCCUGGGGACCGUGCUCGGUAUCCUGUGGUCUGGGUUACCAGCUGAGGGGUAUCCAAUGCCGUCAUCCUAACGACACCCCCGUCCCCGACGAUCAGUGCAGUCCAGACGACCAGCCACCCAACCGACAGGAGUGUCGCACGCCGGCCUGCCCCGCCCCUACCUUACCAGCCACCGAUCCGCCAGAAACACAGCCGCCAGUCAAACCAGCUCCCACGGUUCCCGCCACCACGGCCGCAGCGCCGGUCCCCGCCGUCCUCCGCAGACCCUCAGCGUUGACUCCCAGGCAGUCGCCAAGACCCCCACGGCCAUCGUCCAGUCAACGGGCGAUCGCUGACCCCUCAUCAUCCUCAUCGUCGACCAUCUCGGUUGCCAGGAAACCCUCGGAUCCAAGACCUCUGCCCAAGUCAUCGCCGGUCACUGCCAUGGAGGUACUCAGAGAGGAACCCAGGCGACGGUACAGCAGUCAGUGGCGCACAGGAAUGUGGACCGAGUGUUCUACAACAUGUGGAUACGGAACCCGUGAACGUUAUGUCAGCUGCAGAGACCGAUAUGGCUACAUCUCUGAAGAGCGAGAUUGCAACACUGCCAAUAGGCCAGCCGCCAUAGAGCAAUGCCAGAUCAAACCGUGUCCACACUGGAGGACUGGCCAGUGGAAUCGGUGUUCAGUAACCUGUGGACAAGGCACUACCUCCCGCUACGUUGCAUGCGUCAACGGCGAUAGCUCCAUAGCUGUGGAUGAGGACUGUGACCUGAGAGACAAACCCUCAGAGACAGACGUCUGCAGCCGCCUGGAUUGCCCCGUGGACCAACCAGUCGCUUCAGGGAUGGCCAGCGAGAGGGCUUCAGCUCUGUUGAGGGGAAGGUGGAGAACGGGACAGUGGAGUAAGUGUUCGUCAACCUGCGGCAGCGGUCUGCGGCAACGGAUCGUCAUCUGUCAGGAUGAGACCGGCGACGUGCAGACCUGCUCCGAGAAGAACCGGCCGCAGAACAUCGAGGCUUGUAAUACGGGGAUAGCCUGCCCGCUGUGGAGCUUUGGCGAAUGGGGACAGUGUUCAGCUACCUGCGGGGGAGGGAUCAGGUCCCGCCUGGUCCUCUGUCGUCUACGCAGCGGCCGGACGUUAUCGGACUCCUCCUGCAACCUCCUGUCCAGGCCUGAGAACACCAGGAUAUGCAGUGCCAACCCUUGCCCGACACGCCACAGCUGGAGGACGCGCCCUUGGAGUUGGUGUUCAGUGACUUGUGGCACUGGUACCCAGCAGCGGUCGGUAACCUGUGAAGAUGAAGCAGGAGCUGUUAAGGAAGAUGAGGAGUGUGGGAUGGAAGGGGCGGAGAAACCCGCCAGUGAGAGGGAGUGUCUUGAGCAGGAAUGCCCUAGUGCUCCUGCGUGGAAGGUUGGCGACUGGAGCGAGUGUUCGGUGUCUUGUGGCACCGGUACCCAGCUGCGGUCGGUAACCUGCCAAGAUGAAGCGGGAAUCCUGCAACAAGGUGAGGAGUGCCAUUUGGAAGGGGCGGAGAAACCAGCUACUGAGAGGGUGUGCCGGGAACAAGAGUGCCCCAGUGGCCUGGCUUGGAAGGUUGGGGCAUGGAGCGAGUGUUCAGUGACUUGCGGUGUUGGAUCCAGGCAGCGAACAGUUACCUGUGAAGAUGAAACCGGAAUCCCGACACAAGAGGAAGAAUGUGAGAUGGAAGAGUCAGACAAGCCAGAAACAGGGAUGGAAUGCAGGCAGGCUGACUGCUCAAGGCCUACCUGGAGAGCUGGCGACUGGAAGGAGUGCUCGGUCACAUGUGGCACUGGGUCCCAGGACCGCACUGUAACCUGCGAAGAUGAGACGGGAGAUGAGGUACCAGCCGACAACUGCGAAGUUGGGGAAUCCACGAAGCCGGACAUACAGAGAGAGUGCCAUCUAAUGGAAUGCCCAAGACUGAAAUGGAAUGUUGAGGAUUGGAACCAUUGUUCUGUAACAUGCGGGGUGGGUUUUAGAGAAAGGAGAGUCGUUUGUGUGGACGAGGUUGGAAAUGAGAUUGAGGAUAAGGAGUGUGAGACAAAUGAAACCAUCAAGCCAGCCUCAAGGAGAGACUGCCGACAGGUGGAGUGUCCACCCUCAAGGCCAGGGUGGUCGGUGGGAGACUGGAGCAAAUGCUCAGUGACAUGCGGGAGCGGUACCCGCGAACGCACGGUAACCUGCCAAGACCACACAGGAACCAGCAAACAGGAGGGGUGCGAGGUUGACGGCAUGCCCAGGCCGGCGACGCAUACAGGCUGCCAACAGGCGGACUGCCCCAGGCUCAGACCUAGAUGGACGGUCGGCGAUUGGAGCGAGUGCUCGGUGACGUGCGGGAAGGGUUCCCGGAGGCGGACGCUUAGAUGCGAGGACCAGUCUGGGCAGCAGAGGGAAGAAGAAGAGUGUGAGGAGAAUGGAUCAGCGAGGCCUGCUUCAGUCAAGGAGUGUAGGCUGAGGACAUGCCCAAGACCAACGUGGAUAGUCACUAAAUGGAGUGACUGUUCGGUGACAUGCGAUAAAGGGGUGCGUGUCCGGGAAGCAGCCUGCCAGCUUGAAGACGAGGUGGUGGAGGAAUCGCUGUGUCUUCGCAAGAAACCCAAGACCUCGAAGAAAUGCCGGCGAGACAAGUGCAUGAAGUACCGCUGGAAGAAAGGCAGAUGGAGUCAGUGUUCCAAGUCUUGUGGCGGUGGCCACAAGCUUCGAAAGGUCCACUGCACCGACUCCAAAGACAACGAAGUGGACAACAGUCUCUGCUCAUCACAAAGCAUGCCCAGGGACAAUAACAAGUGCAAUACUCACGAUUGUGACGCUCCCCGCUUGAUGUGGCUAGCUGGGCCAUGGGGAGAGUGCUCAAAAACCUGCGGGCCAGGUCAGGAAACACGUAGCGUCACAUGUCGAGCCUUCAGCCCAGACGGUUGGGCCAUGCCGACGGAUGAUAAAACAUGUCGUCAGGACAGUAAGCCUAAGGAUACCAGACCAUGCUUCAUUGGUCUCUGCUCAUCAGAUUCACAUUGGAGGAUGGGGCCCUGGAGCAUGUGUUCCAAGGAGUGUGGCGGUGGGAUCAAGGAACGCAAGGUGCAGUGUCGGGAUCGACAGGGCAAACGCCAGCCAGCCAGUAGCUGCGGACCGCCCACUAUCCGACCAGAGACUAGAGACGUGUGCAAUCAUGAACCAUGUCAGCCGGAGAGUUGCCGCGACAUCCAGCUGCAGCGCAACCUUCACGAGGAUGCGGACUAUUCCAUUCUGGUGCAGGGGAAACCGCUGACCGUCUACUGCCACGGCAUGACAACGGAUGCACCUACAGAAUAUAUCAGCUUAUCGGCCGGGGAGGGGGAAAAUUUUGCUGAGAUUUAUCCCAAAAGAUUAAUGCGAGCCACCCAUUGUCCCUACCACGGCAAUCGCAAUGACGACUGUGAAUGCACGGAUGACGGACAUAGGGAAGCCGGCCUGACUACGUUCACCAAGCUACGACUCAACAUCACCAACAUGGAAAUCAUAAUAUCAGACCCCACCUUCGCAGUAGUGCAUCGCGGCAAGUUUGUCCCCUACGCUACCGCCGGUGACUGCUACAGCUCGGCCGACUGCCCGCAGGGUCAGUUCCACAUCAACCUGACUGGUACCCGGCUGGCGUUGGCGCCCGAGGUAGACUGGGGCACCGAGGGCUAUGCGGUCUCUAGAAGACUAUCGAGGGACGAGCUGAACCAGCGAGUGGCAGGUCGGUGCGGAGGUUUCUGUGGUACAUGUUUCCCAGACAAGAAGAGAGGUGGAUUACGUGUAACAUUUGUAUCAUGACACUCAGGGAAUUUCACUAGGAUUGGAGCAACGAGCGUGUAAAUAUUCAAGAGUUUAUUUUUUUUUCUUCAGGAUGUAAUAUAAUUUGAUAAUAUUAUUGUUAUUUUUCAAGAACAAUGGUGCUGAAGUUUCCAACAUUGAAGCAAUUCCUGAAAGUGGGACCUUGAAAAUGUGUAGAAAUGUUUAUAGCCUUCCUUUUUUUACUCUGUAUCUCAAGUAAAUAUUUUUUAAAGACAGCUUUCUAAAGUCGUUACUAAAACGAGAAAAUAGGUCGAACAUUGAACAAAAUGUUAGUUUUAAAUUUAUCAAAGGGGAAUGAUAAAUGGUCUUCCCACUUGCUUGACCUUUUCUUUGCCCUCAUAUUUUCAUGGCAUUCUUGUAUUUUUUACCAAGAAACUCUGUAGAAUUUCAUAAAUAGCAACGUAGGGGUUGGCCAGUUUAACUCGACAGUCUUGUUUAUUUUGCUCAUUUUUGUUUUUACUCUGACAAGGGACCAAGCAAUAUUUUUCACAUCUUGCAUGCCAUGGAAAUUUAAACUAGGAUUAUUCAUCGUUAAACUAUUCAAUUUAACUUGCAUAUAAAAUUAGGUAUUUCGUCGCACUGCACUUGCAUUGGUUGCUAACGUUUGUGACGAUAACGGGCUGUACAGUCUGAUUAAAUAUGUAUGUCGAGUUUGCACCGUGGCAAAAGCUCAGAAACAAUUUCAGUAGGACAAAGUUGUAGCCUGAUUAAUUGAAAAUGUAAGUAAAAAAACCAAUUGGUGUCGAAAAGUAGGGAUGCAUUGAAACUGGUAAUGUGCCUUUUCCAAACAUGCAUCAACUUCUCAAAGUGAAAGUUAUGAUUAGGCAACAAGUUGGUGGCGAAUGGCCACACAGUAUGUGGAUCAGCUGAUUAAUUUCAUUUAAUCAGUUUACAGAAUAUAUGUUUCUUUGGUUGGAAAUACAGGAAGUAUUCUUAGUAGAGAUCUCUUCUCUAGAAUUAUGAGCGAAAAUUUAUUUAUCUGUAAUUUUUUGCAUAAUGUAAUUUUUGUGCUACGUAUUUAAAAAAAAAAGAAGUUAUGUGGGAAUAUAACACAAUGCUGCAAGACAGUACUGUCUACGAUGAAAAUACUUUGUAUAAAGCGUGGUCAUUGGGCAAAAAAUGUAUUCUAAUUUAUGCAAAUAUUCAGUAUGCAUAUCAUACGUUAUUAUUCAAAUCAGCCCUCCGUGUUGAUGGUUCAAAAUGGCUGUUUUGCCUGUUCAUUGGCUUAUUCACAAGUAUUCACCACUGAAAUGGGAUCAUUGAAGAUUUCAUUGAAAUCCCCUA
Patiria miniata (bat star) is the source of this 9458-nucleotide messenger RNA. Its product is annotated as A disintegrin and metalloproteinase with thrombospondin motifs 9-like. The record is from RefSeq and is a predicted model, not a curated record. Gene Ontology annotation, molecular function: zinc ion binding; metalloendopeptidase activity. Gene Ontology annotation, biological process: extracellular matrix organization; proteolysis. Bases 120 to 8153 code for a protein of 2677 amino acids. Gene Ontology annotation, cellular component: extracellular matrix. NCBI's taxonomy places the organism in Eukaryota, Metazoa, Echinodermata, Asteroidea, Valvatida, Asterinidae. The transcript is spliced from 45 exons.